GAGGGAAAGUUGGGACCUGGCGGCGGGGACGCCCCCGGGCGCAGCUGGAAGGCUGCUGGCGAAAGUGAAGCCUGGAGGAGGUGGACGCGGUGAGGCUAGGGCAGGAAGGACGCCUCUCGUUCCUGCGAAGUCUGCACGGACAUCCCCAUCCACCUCCAAACCCGAGGAUCCGGCGCAGCCUGGCCAACAGCUCUAGGGCGAAACCCGGUGGCUCUUCGCCUGCUCACUUCGCUCUGCGGCUUGUGAACCCCUAUAACGUGCGGGUUUGCUUGGUUAUUUGGGGGUUUUGAGUGGUUCGUGAGGUGUCUGCCUAAACUGGAACUUAUGCUAUAAAUAUUUUUCUGUGGAUUUUUCUGAAAACCCAAGACCCUACAGCCCUAGGUUAAGAAUCCUGGGAUUAAUAUAAUGGUGUCAGCAGAAGACAUUGCUGUGGACCAGGGAGUGAAUUUGCUUGAGGGCAAAGACUAAAAGGGGACACCAUAGGGAAAAGAAUAAUUGAGGCCCAUUCCUAAGGAAAGAAAAGGAAGCAAUGACAUAAUGCCUACAGUUGGUGCCAGUUAAAUUGGUAAACACCACUGUCUUCAGAAAAUAAGGAAUGAGAGGCAAGGAAGAAAGGACAUUCAUCCAUCAUGGAAGGACCCAAAGCACUUUGAAAUUUGAAGGAAUGUAAUUAUAGCUGCUAAAACCACCUUUGUCACCGAAAUGGAUGAAGUACUUCAAAUUUAAAUGGUUGAUCACACUUACAAGAGCUGCUAAGGAACACAGGGGAGGUGAAAACUAACAGAUGAAAGUUUUGCCAUGCACUGAAAGGAGAGCAUUGUCUGUGAAGUUCUAUUUUUAAAAAUGUCUGCUUGUAAUACCUUUACUGAACACGUUUGGAAACCUGGUGAAUGCAAGAACUGCUUUAAACCUAAAAGUUUACACCAGCUGCCCCCAGACCCUGAGAAGGCACCCAUCACCCAUGGCAAUAAAACUAAUGCCAACCACAGUAACAACCACCGAAUCAGGAACACUGGAAACUUCCGGCCUCCUGUGGCUAAAAAACCCACCAUCGCCGUGAAGCCGACUAUGAUGGUGGCAGAUGGGCAAAGUGUGUGUGGUGAGCUUAGUAUACAAGAACACUGUGAGAAUAAACCUGUCGUCAUAGGAUGGAACCGAAACAGGAUGGCCUUGAAUCAGAAACCACUUAAUAAUAAUAAUGAAGAUGAUGUUGAAGGAUUUAGCCAUGUCCCUAAGCCUUAUGGGAAUAACGAUAGUGCAAAGAUUUCAAAUAACAAUAAUGGACUAACUGAGGUAUUAAAGGAGAUAGCAGGCUUGGAUACCACCCCUCAAAUAAAACAAAAUGAGACUAACUCCAGAGAGACAUUCUUAGGAAGAAUAAAUGAUUGCUAUAAACGAUCCCUGGAAAGGAAGCUUCCACCAAGUUGCAUGAUGGGCGGGAUGAAGGAAACUCAGGGCAAGCACGUUAUUCUGAGUGGGAGCACAGAAGUGAUCAGUAAUGAAGGGGGUCGAUUCUGUUACCCAGAGUUUUCUAGUGGUGAAGAGAGCGAGGAAGAUGUGCUUUUGAGUAACAUGGAGGAGGAGCACGAGAGCUGGGAUGAAAGUGAUGAGGAACUGCUGGCCAUGGAGAUUCGCAUGAGAGGGCAACCUCGCUUUGCGAACUUUCGGGCAAACACUUUGUCUCCGGUGCGAUUCUUCGUGGACAAAAAAUGGAAUACUGUCCCCCUGCGAAAUAAAUCUCUGCAAAGAAUCUGUGCUGUAGACUAUGAUGACAGUUAUGAUGAAAUCCUGAAUGGUUAUGAAGAGAAUUCUGUGGUCUCCUAUGGACCAGGAAGCACUCAGAGCAUGGUGUCAUCUGACUCCACAUCCCCAGAUUCCUCUUUAACAGAAGAAUCACGUUCUGAGACAGCCAGCAGUUUAUCCCAGAAGAUCUGUAAUGGGGGAAUUGCUCCUGGUAACCCGGGAGAUUCUAAGGACUUGAAAGAAAGUGAGCCCAAUUAUGAAAGCCUGUCUGGUAAUGAUCAGGAGAAGGACUCCUCACAAGCCUCUAAAAGCUCGGUAAAAGUUCCAGAGACACACAAAGCAGUCCUUGCUCUCCGAUUAGAAGAGAAGGAUGGCAAGAUUGCCGUACAGACUGAGAAGCCAGAAAGUAAAGCCUCUACAGAUAUUGCUGGGCAGGCAGUAACCAUAAACCUUGUUCCUGUGGAAGAGCAAGCAAAGCCCUACCGAGUUGUGAAUCUGGAACAGCCUUUGUGCAAGCCGUAUACUGUCGUGGAUGUGUCAGCAGCUAUGGCCAGUGAGCACCUUGAGGGCCAUGUUAAUAGUCCCAAGACUAAAAGCUCAUCUUCUACUCCAAACUCUCCGGUGACAUCACCUGCAUUGACAUCAGGACACAUAAGUGCCCAUUUCCAAAAAUCCAGUGCCAUUCGCUACCAGGAAGUAUGGACUUCCAGCACCAGUCCACGACAGAAGAUACCUAAGGUGGAGUUAAUCAGCAGUGGGACUGGACCGAAUGUCCCUCCAAGGAAAAUCUGUCACAAAUCAGCACCUACUUCACCCACAGCUACAAAUGUUUCCUCCAAAACCAUCCCUGUGAAGUCACCCAAUUUGUCUGAAAUAAAAUUUAACAGUUAUAACAAUGCUGGUAUGCCACCUUUUCCAAUUAUCAUUCAUGAUGAGCCAACUUAUGCUCGGAGUUCCAAAAAUGCUAUCAAAGUUCCCAUUGUAAUCAAUCCAAAUGCGUAUGACAAUCUAGCCAUUUACAAGAGUUUUCUCGGAACCAGUGGAGAACUUUCAGUGAAGGAGAAAACCACAAGUGUAAUAAGCCACACUUACGAAGAAAUAGAGACUGAGAGCAAAGCGUCUGAUAACACUACUAGCAAACCCACUGAAUGUCCCCAAGCUAAAGGGUUUUCAAACAGCACAGAGCGUAAAAGGGGCUCAGUGGCUCAGAAGGUUCAGGAGUUUAACAGCUGUCUUAACAGAAGUCAGUCUUCACCACAGAGAAGCUACAGUUCUAGCCACAGCUCCCCAACAAAGCUCCAGAGAACCACUCAAGAGCCUGUGGCCAAAACAGAAAGCACUCAGGAGCCUCAGGGGGUGGGCAGUGGCAGUAGCACCCGAGAGAAAGCAAGCACUGUGCUUUCUCAGAUUGUGGCUUCUAUCCAGCCCCCGCAGUCUCCUCCAGAAAUGCCCCAGUCUGGCCCUAAAGCUUGCAGUGUAGAAGAGCUUUAUGCAGUUCCUCCUGAUGCCGGUGCUGCUAAGACUACACCCAAGAGUACACCGGUGCGCCCCAAAUCUCUCUUCACGUCCCAGCCCGGCGCUGAGGCUGAAGCACCUCAGACCACAGAAAGUCCUACCACCAAACCACAGAAAGAUCCACUCACAAAGCCAGUCGCCACCCCUCCCUCCAAAUUAGUGACUAACCCCCAAAGCGAGCCACCAGCCCCCUUUCCCCCACCACGCUCGACCUCCUCCCCUUACCAUGCAAGUAACCUUUUGCAGAGGCAUUUCACCAACUGGACCAAGCCAUCCAGCCCGACCAGGUCAACCGAAGCUGAAUCAGUUUUGCACUCUGAAGGCAGCAGGCGGGCAGCUGAUGCAAAACCUAAACGCUGGAUCUCAUUUAAAAGUUUCUUCCGCCGUCGGAAAACAGACGAGGAGGAUGACAGAGAAAAAGACCGGGAGAAGGGGAAACUGGUGGGCCUGGAUGGCACAGUCAUCCACAUGCUGCCACCUCCUCCAGUUCAGCGCCAUCACUGGUUCACAGAGGCAAAAGGAGAAUCCAGCGAGAAGCCAGCCAUUGUCUUCAUGUACAGGUGCGACCCUGCCCAAGGCCAGCUCAGCAUGGAUCAGGGCAAAGUCAGGGCAGAGCAGUCAGCAGUCACAGAGAAGGGUGGAGCAGAGGAGGGGUCACUACAGGACUCAGAGAAGAAGAAAAGGAGUCAUUCAUCUCCAUCACAGAUUCCUAAGAAAAUUCUCAGUCAUGUGACUCACGAAGUGACAGAGGAUUUUUCUCCUCGGGAUCCAAGAACUGUUGUUGUGAAGCAAGAUGGCGGGGGCUGCACUUCAGUCACACCAGCAUUGCACCUACCUGAACUGGAAAGAGAAGAGGAAAAAGAAGACAUUUCAGAUCCUCUGGACCUGAAUCCCUGUAGUGCAACAUACAGCAAUUUAGGACAAUCUAGAGCAGCCAUGAUACCUCCCAAGCAUCCACGGCAGCCUAAGGGAGCUUUGGAUGAUGCCAUCACCUUUGGCGGGAAAACAGACCAAGAAGCACCUAACGCUUUGCAACCAACACCACCCCCCCUGCCAAAGAAAAUGAUUAUAAGAGCCAAUACAGAGCCACUCUCCAAAGACCUCCAAAAGUCCCUGGAAACUACCCUUUGUGUCAUGGCUAAUCCCACCUACGAUAUCGACCCCAGCUGGGAUGCCAGCAGUGCUGGCUCCUCGGUCAGCUAUGAACUCAAGGGACUAGACGCUGAGUCUUGUGACUCCUUGGAGAGACCUUUGCACAAGGAGAGACGUGUGCCCUCAGCAGCAAACAGCAUCUCCAGCCUAACCACUCUCAGUAUUAAGGAUAGGUUUUCCAACAGCACAGAGUCCCUGUCCAGCCGGCGGGGUCCCUCCGGUAGACAGGCCCGGAGUAUCCAGAAGCCACAGAGACAAGCACUUUAUCGAGGACUUGAGAAUCGUGAAGAAGUGGUGGGUAAAAUCCGAAGCCUUCAUACAGAUGCUUUGAAGAAACUGGCUGUUAAAUGUGAAGACCUCUUCAUGGCUGGGCAGAAAGACCAACUCCGUUUUGGGGUAGAUAGCUGGUCAGACUUCAGGCUGACCAGUGACAAGCCAUGCUGUGAGGCCGGUGAUGCAGUUUACUAUACAGCUUCAUACGCAAAAGAUCCACUUAAUAACUAUGCAGUCAAGAUCUGUAAGAGCAAAGCUAAGGAAUCGCAGCAGUAUUACCACAGCUUGGCUAUCCGGCAGAGUCUGGCUGUCCAUUUUAACAUCCAGCAGGACUGCGGUCACUUCCUUGCCGAAGUUCCUAAGCGCCUGCUUCCCUGGGAGGAUCCCGACGCCCCCGAAGAGGAGGAGGAUGACAUGGAAGCAACGGAAGAGGUGAGAGGAGAAGCUGAUGGGAAGAGCCCAGACCUGGGCUCCGAAGCAGAGUCGUCGUCCCACAAAGAAAGCCAGGCAGUCGUCAGCAGGAAGCAGAGGAGCCACGUUGUGGUCAUCACCAGAGAGGUUCCCUGUCUCACAGUGGCCGACUUUGUGCGCGACUCCCUGGCACAGCAUGGGAAAAGCCCGGACGCGUACGAGAGGCAAGUGUGUCUGCUGCUUCUGCAGCUGUGCUCGGGCCUGGAGCACCUCAAACCCUACCACGUCACCCACUGCGAUCUGCGUCUGGAGAACCUGCUGCUCGUCCACUACCAGCCCGGGGGGCCCACCCAGGGCCUGGGGCCCACAGAGCCUAGCCCCACCCCGUCCUGUCCCACGAGGCUCAUCGUCAGCAACUUCUCCCAGGCCAAGCAGAAGAGCCAUUUGGUAGACCCUGAGAUCCUCCGGGACCAGUCCCGCCUCGCCCCCGAGAUCAUCACGGCCACGCAAUAUAAAAAGUGUGAUGAGUUCCAGACAGGCAUCCUCAUCUACGAGAUGCUGCACCUGCCCAACCCUUUUGAUGAGAACCCAGAGCUGAAGGAAAAAGAGUACACUCGGGCCGACCUGCCCCGCAUCCCACUCCGCUCCCCCUAUUCCCGGGGCCUGCAGCAGCUGGCCAGCUGCCUCCUGAAUCCCAACCCUUCUGAGCGGAUCCUCAUUUCAGAUGCCAAAGGCAUCCUCCAGUGUCUGCUCUGGGGUCCCCGGGAAGAUCUCUUCCAGACUUUCACUGCCUCCCCCAGCCCCGCUCACAGGAAUACCCUGCUCCAGAACUGGCUGGACAUCAAGCGCACACUGCUCAUGAUCAAGUUUGCCGAGAAGUCCCUGGACCGGGAGGCUGGCAUCAGCCUGGAGGACUGGCUUUGUGCUCAGUAUCUGGCUUUUGCCACUCCGGACUCUCUCAGCUGUGUCGUGAAAAUCCUGCAGCCCCGUUAACAUGUCCCGGUCCCUGCUCUUACUUCAUGUGUCACCUUCUUCAAGUUGCCCACACAUUUCCCCUUCCUGGUACUCAUACAGAAUUCAAGGAAAGAGGAGAGACAAGCCUUCCAUCCCCAUCCAAGUCCAGUGAGACGCUGAGUCCAUCUUAACAUUAGGGAAAGUCAGCCGCACAAAUGUGCAGCUGCCAUUCAUGGGAACACCUUCUGUCCUAACUGUCCCCAAGUGCCGGAAAUAUGAAGAUGCAUCCUUGAAGUGACAGCUCCUCUGGUUUGAACUCCAUGAGCUGGGUCAAGUUCUUCCAGAACUCUGAGUAUCACCUGUCUUUUUAACACCAUGUAUUUAUUCUCACUAGCAAUAGACAGAUUUAACCAGUACUUACCAUCAUCUACUAAACUUUCACAACAAACUCUUUUCCUUUAAAGGAUCAAUAAUUGGCUCUCUUACCAGGCAGAACUGCCAUACUUAGCAUCAGCACAGUUUUGGUUCCUGGAAUUACAUCCUUUGUUCCAGCAGAUGGUAGAAGGACAAGGAGAGAGAAUCCAUCCUUAGGGUCAUGCACCCAUUUGGUUUCCAUUAUCAGUAAGUGUGUGCACUGUAUGGAGGACGGCCCUCAGUCUCCCCUCGUGCUGCCACUGCCUGAAUCUCCUUCACCUUGGUUCUGUCCCCACUUGCCAGUGAAGUUUGGGUUUAUCAGCCCAUGACAGAGCUGACCCAAGGUGGUGUCACCAGUGCCCCAGCAGGGCAGAGUGCAGUUCAGAUCUUACAAAUAGCUAGCAAGACACAAGGAGAUGGUGCUCCUGCACGUGCAGUUCUCUAGGGGCCAUCAGGGGAACAGAGUUUAAAGGACUGUUCUUUGAUUACUGUCAGAGCUGUCAGCGUUGGCAGCCAGGGCUGCCAGUACCCAGAUCACAGUUUUCCCCUGAGCCAUAAUUGGCCAGCCUCCUUCUAUCAGCAGCCGGUGUUAACUAGUCUACCAAAUGCUGUAGACAACAGCUCUGCAUGGAAAUGGCUGUCCGUUGAGCCGUAACAUCUCCCUCAAGGGCAUGGUGUGGCUGGCUAUUAGGAUGGCCAGAAGGCAGAGGAAGGGGAGAAGGCCACUGAUGAGACCGCCGACCUCCUCUUUGCAAUGCCCACAUUGUCUAGAGAGACUGCCUCCCAGCUGCACGGGCACAUUGCUCCCGGUGACUCAGACACAGCACUGAGGGCAGCUCGUAGGGAGUUUGCAUUGCUGAGGUGGGUGGCCGAGAGCCGUUCACCCCGCAUGGGGUCUGUGCUCCCCUCCUAUGGAUACAUGUGCAAUUUUUGUAUGUAUUUUUUUUAGCUGUAUAUACAGUGUUUAUGUUGCAACUUCACCUGAAGCAAUAUCCACAGAAACCUUCCCCUUCUUCCCUUGGCACAUAUUUGCGCUGAGACGAGUGUCCCUUCCACCGUGUGUGUGUGUGUGUGUGUGUGUGUGUGUGUGUGUGUGUGUGUUAUUCAAAACUGUGAGUAUCUGUUCUGUUUACUUCAACUUUGAAAUCCCAAGAGUCACUCAGACAGUGUGAGUGUGUGUACACGUGUAUACCCGUGUGUGUGCACAUGCCCGCUGGAAGUAGAGGCCAGGCCUCUGGGGGAGCAACCUGUGGCAGGGUUGAUAGACACAUCCUCUGCCUGGUGGGCAAGACAGCCCUGAGCCCCGCAUCAGCCAGUGCAGAGCUUGUUAAAGCCAAGCCUGAUUGUGCAGUAUUACUUAGAUAGCACGUUAGUGGCCUUUUGGUAAUUUCUAAACUUUAAACAUUAUUAACCACCUUUCAUGUGAUUCACCUGUAUCAAAGAGGAUCAAGAAAGGAGAAGAAUGUAUUUUAUUGUGCUCUUCUUUGCUUCUUUUUCUUUUUUUUUUUUACGAGAAUGGGACCUGUGAGGCCCAUCUGGAGGAUGCCCCUGUCCUCCCGGCCAGCAGUUCAGGACUUCCAGGGAAGAGAGCUGGUUGGCCCACACAGAGUCUUGUCUCCUCUGGCCAGAGUGCAAGGCUCUGCUCCCUAGGAAUGGCCACAGGAUGGGCGCGCGCUGCAGGCCAGCCGUCCGCUCGCUCUCGGCGUCCUGCAACCUGGCCUCACUUUGCCUAGCAGGCUUUAUUAGGUUGACCUUAGCUAACCCACGUGCACAUAAGCCCCGCCCAGUUAUACACUGAAGUGGCAGCGCAGAGACCACUGGCCCUGCCAGCCAGCAUGCCCCCCGAGCAGCCUGCUCUCCAUGGAGACACGUCCUCAACGUCACUCUCACGCUGCCUUGCCCGUGUGAAUUUGAAUGUUGACUAUUUAAUGCAGUUUCAUAUUUAAUGAAGAAUGUUUCCUGGCCCCUUUGUUUGUUUUAUAGGUAUCCUUCACCACUACCACCCUCCUUUUUUUCUCCUGUUUCUGUUUUGACUUGGAUCCAGUCUUCUUCAUUUUAACUCGAUAAUAUUAUAAGCACGGACACCCUCCACUACCACUAUCUCAUAGCACUGGUGAACCGAGCACCUUUUCACAUUAGAUGCGUUUAGUACUGUUUUCAUGGUCGGACUUGUUAAGGGCAAAAGAUGAAUGCCAGCUGGUUAGGAAGGGACUCGGGCUCCUCCAAGACGGGUGGCUAGAUUAAUAGUUCUCUGAGUGAGGGCCAAAGAAUGUAAGGUGGGGAAGGACGAAGGUGUUACAGGUGAAAACGGAAUAGGCAAGAUAACCCUAUUUCUAGGCAAGAGGUAUUGUCAGAUGGUCCUCCAAAUAUUUUUCCAAAAUGAUGAAAUUCAAUGUCAUACUGACACAUAUAUUUUGCAUUUCCAUUUUAAUUGUAGCAGAAAAUUUGAAUUCAUUCAUCAACUGCAAAGAAAUCCUGCCCUCAGACACAGACAUACAUAUUUAUACAUAUAAUAUAUAUAUAUAUAUAUGAGUUUUGGAUUGUGACUAGUAUAGCACUUUAAGUUUUCUCAAGUAACAUCAAGUUAUUGUCUUCAAUACGGAUUGGAUUUUUUCUCUUCUUUUGAAGUCUGUACUAUAGAUUCUUCCAUGUAUAUUAAGAAUUUGAACAAUUAAGCCGCUAUUGGAACUUUUCCUUAAGCCACAUGAACAAGAAUAAUCUCUCGUACACUUUUAGGUACUAGAGAAACAGGACAAUGGCUGGAGUAGCCAAGACCAAGACUGAAUGUACAGCAGAGUGCCUUGUUAGCGUGCUAACCUCGUCUGGGAGGAAAGGAAUUAGAUGUUCCACGGGAAGGUGGGGGGCUGUGAAAGGGCUCCCUUGUUCGCCUGUGGAGAGCCCUUGGUGCACUAGCAUGAUGUCAAGAAGCUACUUCAUCAAGAAUAACAGCAAGAUGGUGGAAAGAGCAGUUGCAACCCAUGGCAUCAACAACAAAAGAAUGGUGAAGGAUGUCCCCGAACCCAUAGGCUAAGUCAGAAUUGGAAGCCAGGAUAUGGCAGUGGGUUUUAAGUUUUGCCCUCAGAAGAUAAACUGGGUGAGAUAUACAGGGGAGCAGAGCACUCACAUUCCCUAAUCUGCUGACGCUGAGGGGCCAAAAGUAAGAUCUGUUGGUUAGAAUUUUAAGAGUCUGAGUAGCCUUUCACUGUCAUUGGGGGCCAGUUGUGCUUCCAAACUCAGUCCAAGUUUGUGAACUUAGAAAACUCUAAACCAAGAGAUCUGAGCCUCUGGAAAUAUUAAUGAUAAUCCUGGAAAUUAGACUACCUAAAAUUGUAUUUUGAAGUCUCUAGCAUUAUAAAAUAUCCAUGCAAGAUCUUUGGGGCCUACUAAACAGUAGGGCAUAGAAGGAUUGCACUCCACUUCGCACAUUUGAAUUAAGAAUACUUUGGUGCUAGGAAAUUACCUUAGUUUUGCUGAUAGAAGUUUUCCCUAGAUGUUACCAGCAAUGAUCUGAAAAAAAAUGGGUUCCAAAAAUUGGGAUGGGCUCAGGAUACUGCACUGUAUUCUAAAUGAUUCUAGAUGUAUAAAUAAAGUAUGAACAUACUUGGGAUGGGCAGGAGCAACUUGACUUCCUGGGCUAAUUCUGACAUGUUUUUUAUUCCCCUUACUAGUUGACAAGGAGUAAAAAUUCUGGUUCAGCGUAAUGAGUGAACAGGAUGGCUGCCCAUGGUAGCAGGUGGUUUUACCUCAUUGAAGCCCAUAUUCUCAAAGGCCCGAAGUGCUGUCAGGGCCACUGUUGCUCAAGUGUGCACCGCAGCCCGUGCUGCCAGUCGCUCCAAACGCGGGGAUUCCAUGGACCAGCAACGACGCCAUUAGGGAGGCCCCGAGUGUGCCAUGCGAGAUUCCAGAUGGAGACUAUACCAAAGAAACCAAGCCUCUCUGUCCUGAUGUUUUUUAGGUGAUGAGGCGGAGUUAUGACAGAUGCCAUGGGAAGAGAAUUCACAUGCAUUCCACAUCCAGGUAUUCCGCUGAUCAAGUAAACCAUCCUCAAAAAAGCACCUAUUUUUUAAAAAACAAGUCCAUUUUGUGUAUGGGGUCGGGGCGAGUGGGGGGGGGAGAUGAUGCUAACGAAAACCUUGGGCAGAUUAUAAAUUCCCCAGCAUUUCAGGAGAAGGAACUAUCCCCUCCCAUUUACAUGAUUGUGACAAUCACCCAAACUUCAGCUUGGGAACAUCAUAUCCCUGUAAUACUAAAAGCUGAGGAUUUUUUUUUUUCUUUUUUUAAGAGAUGUGGUAGUUUCAAUAGGUUUGUUUAAAAAAAACUCUUGGGAAUUUUCUUUUUAAAAAUGUAGUAUUUUUUUAUAAACCGAGGUGUUCACCACUCAUCAUCACCACCAUUUAAUAUUUAUAAGUGCCCAGAAAGUACAAGGUGCUAUACAGCUGUUAAACACCCUCUCUCCACAGCUGUUUGAAAUUAGAGUAGGUUUUUGCGUCAGCCACUGCAGAAGCUUUUCCCCUUUUACCCGGGCGGGCUGCAGGGGCUUGCAUCCGGGACAUCCCGUCAGGUGUUUCCCAUGCCGGAGAGCCUCCGCGUUUAUUCCAGCUUCUCACUUUUCCCCACCCAUUUGCCUCCACUUUUAUUUUUCAAAUCAAGAAAGUUUCAGGGAAUCAAAAGAGGUCGGACAUUUUUUAACCUAGCAGAAGUACAGAGUCAUAUAUUUUGCUACAAAUAUUAUAUUAUGGAAAAUCCACUUUGCCCGUGUAGUGUGUGGAAAGUGUGUGUGUGUCCGCGCUCCCGAUAACUUGAAUGUUGAACCAGCCCUAUGGCUUCAGGGUAGCAUUUUUGAAAGAUAAACCACACUGCUUCAGGAAACUUGCUCCAAAUAACUACUUGGUUAUCCCCUCCCUUAGCAGUUUUAAAGGGUGUUACAUGCGAACACACCGGGAUGGGAUUUUUUUCUGUUGACAUGCCGGGCAUUUUGGUAUGAAAUGAGGGCAGAAGCAAGAUGUUGUCCUUCUCAGUGAUUUGAAUCAUGGCAGUCCUCAUUCCGCUCUCUCUUUCAUUCCCCACUGGUUCUGCCCAUGCUCGCUUUUUGAAAAUCUUGUUUCUUUUGUUCUUUCCUGGAGCAUCACCUCUCUACUUAACACAUUGUAGAGUUGUAGAAACCUACCAACGAAAGGUCCCCUCUGUCACCAGGCGGCGCCGCCCUUUGGUUUGCUGUGGUACUUUGCUGUGUUCUCUGUGGCAUCAUGUUACUGUGUAAAUAAAUUCAUUUUCAUACCCAGUAAAAA
Cervus elaphus (red deer) is the source of this 11750-nucleotide messenger RNA. It is a transcript of the gene PEAK1, whose product is annotated as pseudopodium enriched atypical kinase 1. The coding region runs from base 844 to 6087 and encodes 1747 amino acids. The record is from RefSeq and is a predicted model, not a curated record. Gene Ontology annotation, cellular component: focal adhesion; actin cytoskeleton. Gene Ontology annotation, biological process: protein phosphorylation. Lineage: Eukaryota; Metazoa; Chordata; Mammalia; Artiodactyla; Cervidae. Gene Ontology annotation, molecular function: ATP binding; protein kinase activity. The transcript is spliced from 9 exons.